Colletotrichum acutatum is the source of this 1133-nucleotide messenger RNA. RefSeq lists its product as uncharacterized. The transcript is spliced from 2 exons. Lineage: Eukaryota; Fungi; Ascomycota; Sordariomycetes; Glomerellales; Glomerellaceae. Bases 203 to 829 code for a protein of 208 amino acids. The record is from RefSeq and is a predicted model, not a curated record.
ACUGCCGGCAGAUCAGAUCGUCGCUCACAUAAGCUCAAAAAAGCCCGCAAGCGUGGGAUGCGCCCACUCGUGCAACUGCACUUCAGCCUGUCUUACACUCCUCCGUCAUCGCCAGAGACAGAACAAAGAAUUAUUUUCGAUCGACCAGCACACCGGCUGAACGAGCGAAUACAUGUAGUAUGUAGUGCAUACUGUCUGCUUGAUGUUUCGCAACACUUGCUGGCUGGCAUACAUGGACAUCAAGCAGAAUACGACCUGCUCGGGUUGUUGGUUAAUCCAGCCGAUUACCUCCCGGUCGUACCUUACCUUACCUGAGUUACGAAGUGCCAAGGUAUUCCUCAACGUGCCUCUGACGGUGCCGGCUUUUCGGAUCCGGAUAUCGUGGGAAGACCCCCCCAACGGGCGCUUAUCAUCACGUACCCCAUGCGCGGUUCCAGCAUCAUCCCAAUCACGUUGUUGGUUUCAAUUUCCGGGACAUGAAGCGCUCAUCGUCGUGUCCUGCCGCAUCUGCUGUUGCAUGGCACCAGCAUGGCACGAACAAGCUGAUCUCAGCUUGCUCACCCACCUAUUCCGUACUGCAGUAUGUGCAAUCCAACAUGGCCAACCAACUUCCCAUUCACCGGCCAAUCCCAUUGGCAAUCAAUAUUGCAACAGCAGUGGCCCCCGAAGCCCCCCUGCUCUCAUCGAGGCGGGUAUUGUGCGCAACGUCGCAUCUUGCCGCCCCCAUUGGCUCAUCCGCACGGGGGCCGACCAAUUGAACGGCCCCUCUCGAACUCGGCGCUUAGCAUCCCUCGUCACCUCCGCUCCUCAUUGGACAUCCCCGUUGUGACGGCGCACCGUCGGUCAACCACGGCACAUGCAGCUCAGCGACCCUUUCAACCCCCAUUGCCCUGAGCUUACCCGGCCACCCGCCCGCCUGGCCCCCCUCUUUGGACAGGUGAAUGGCGAUGAAUGAAUGGAGCAAAUGGGCGGCGGCGAAUGGCUUGACCUGCAGAAGGGAGGGAGAUAUGGCCCUUAAACUGCCACCCUGCCCUCAUCCGACCCAUUGAGAGGCUCGUUCUUCCUUCUUAGUCCUUUUUCUCACUCUUCACUUUCAUUGAAGAUUCGGCCUCCUGUCGAAACGACGAGGACGA